Trametes versicolor FP-101664 SS1 is the source of this 3128-nucleotide messenger RNA. RefSeq lists its product as uncharacterized. Gene Ontology annotation, molecular function: potassium ion leak channel activity. The coding region runs from base 1 to 2898 and encodes 965 amino acids. Lineage: Eukaryota; Fungi; Basidiomycota; Agaricomycetes; Polyporales; Polyporaceae. The record is from RefSeq and is a predicted model, not a curated record. Gene Ontology annotation, biological process: potassium ion transmembrane transport; stabilization of membrane potential. Gene Ontology annotation, cellular component: membrane. The transcript has 9 exons.
AUGGGACUCUUCAGCCUGUCUGCGCUUUUCCUGACGCUCCAACCCGGACGCAGUACAUCACACCCGUCUGACCCGGAGAAGGUGGACAGUACACAACAUACCGCGGAGGGUAACUCGUCCGAUGACGUCACACUCCUAGGAACAUCUCUAUACUCUCGCCUCAAAUCGUACCUCUGGCCGACCGACGACAAGAACGCCGACCUAGACAGCCUCGUUCCCAACUACCGCUGGACACCUAUCAUCUCUGGCAUCGUUAUACCGUUCUCCAUCCUACUCGAGAUCCCCGGACUCACCGAGCGGUGGUACAUUCGGACUGAAGGCGGGAAGACCGUAGAGACGAGGAAAAAUCCAGUGGUCCUGGAGAUCGGUCUCGGUAUCUCUAUCGCCUGUGGCCUGAUAGCCAACGUCGCCCUUGUCCUUCGAUUCCUGGAGAAACGCGUUCAAACCGUUACUUUGCUCUGCAUCGUCUUUUUGACUACUCAUGAUGUCAUCAAUAUCAUCGCCGUCACCGUGUUUGGAGUGGAACAUCGUUUCGACGAUGGCUUCACGUACGGCGAGGCCUUCUGGAUGACACUCUGCUCUACGAUCGCUUCGAGUAUCACCAACAUCAGCCUCAUCGUUGAUCUCAUUCGAACCCCAGAUUUUGCAAGACGAGGUAGCGGCCUAACGCGCAAGCAGCGUGGGCUUAUGAUCAUGGUUAUCGUCUUGCUGGUAUACAUCGCCUUCGGCGCGCUCGUCAACUCCAUCCUUCUCAAGCAGAGCUUCAUCAACGGUCUCUACUUCUCUGUCGUCUCCAUCGAAACUAUCGGCUUCGGCGACAUCGUCCCAAAGACUACCGGCGCACGCGUCUGGACCUGCGUCUACAUCCUGUUCGGCGUCAUCAACAUCGGUGUGGCUAUCGCCAUGUGCCGCGAGACGAUCCUCGAAGGUCUCGAGAUCGGGUACAGACGGCGCAUGCGCGACAUGCGCCAGCGACGCCGCGAAGCACGUAGGUUUCGGCGCUGGGAGGCCCGAUGGCAGCGCGCCGUCGAGUUCCGUCUGCGGGAAGCCGGUUUGCCCGUGUGGGUCUCCGACAAGGAGGAGCACGAAGAUGACCGUGGCGUCCGGUUCCUCGGCUUGCUACCGAAGGUCACCACCGGCGUGCCCUUCAUCAAGCGUGUCGGGACGACAAUAAAGCGCACGGCCACUUUCGAGUCUGUUGUCGACAGGCACUUCACAAGACACCGCGGGAUGCAUCUCAACGUCAACGCUCUGAAUAACGGUCAACUGGAGGAGGCCGCACUUGAGGCUGGGGUCCCGCUGGAGCUCUUUCUCGACCUUGGCGAACGGCGGGACGGAGACGCGCGAGAAGGCGGUGGCCUACCCACAAGACAGGAGCACAAGGACAUCGUCCCGGCGCUAGCUCAAGGGCAUGCCGACCACGCUUUUCGCGAUAACAUGGCGAGCGGGUGGCCAUCGCAUGCGCAGACGCCGACACAUGCGCAGGUCGGUCGGAUGGCGGCGAUGCUGACGAAGUUCGCGGUGGCUGUAGCGGUCCGCCACGCACAUGUGCCUAAGCCGCAAUCCGAGGAAGGUGAGGAGAAGCCGCGUGACGGCGAGGAAUACACCUCUCAGCAGCGUCCGACUGGAGGAACGAACGGCGACUCGAAUGAAAACGCCCUCGAUAACCAGCGGCGUAACCACGGAUGGGGCCGGUCACGGUCGGACGUCAAGGACCAUCCGGGAUCGAAAUGGCUGAAAGACCACUCGCGCGGCGCCGUGCAGCGCUCCGCUUGGACGUAUGAAAGGCUGCAGAGCGAAAUAGACGCGGAAGAGAAGCGGGCGUACUAUGUGAAGCUCUCUAUCGCAUGGUCCCUUUUCUUCGUAUUUUGGACGGUCGGCUCCGGUAUCUUUUCUGCCACCGAGGGUUGGCCAUAUGGCAGCGCCAUGUAUUUCUGUUUCCUGGCGUUCGUCACCACCGGCUAUGGCGACUUCGCGCCCGUCACACCUGCCGGCCGUUCUGUCUUCGUCGUAUGGGCUUUGUUCGGAGUCGGCACCCUAACAAUUGUCGUGUCUGUCGUGCAAGAGGCAGGUUCAUCGCGAUACAAGAGCGCACUACACUCGCAAGUAUUCGACAAGGCUGUCAAGAAGUACCGUAAGAGACAGCUGCAAGAAGGCAAACAGCGCCCCCGGCCAGUCGCGGAAAGCUCUAAUCCCGCCUCCGGCUCUCGGCCGCGAAAUUCGCGUCAUCCCGACGGAAGUUCACAUUCCUACCGUACAGAGGACGGAGACGGAGACCACCCGAUUGCGGAGCGGGCGAAGGAGUCCCAGGACAUCGCUCAGCAUGCCUUAGAAGCGCUCCCUGGCGAGAUUGUGCGCGGCGCGAGGACAUUCCAGAAUUACAUGCAGUUCUUCGUCUCGGGGGCGACAGAGGGGAUUGACGCGAUUGAGGAUCAAGACGCGGAGGACGAACGCGGACUGCCGAAGAUACCGCCUGACAUGCGGAAGUUGCUCGACGAGUUGGCAGAUAUGGAGCACAUCAAUGGGCGGGUGAAGACGGAGAUUCUGCAAGACGAAGAUGCGCGCAAGACGUUGUUCAUGCUGAGUCUCGAACGUUCUUUGAAGAAGCUCGUCACGUCGGCGGAGAAAGCCCUCUCCGCGCUUGCAGACCGUGACGCACUAGCCUCCCUUGCGGCUGCUCAGGAAGCCGAUGCUGCGAAGACUUCGGGCGCACGUCCCGAUAGUGCCGAUUGCUUUGCAUCUGCCAGCUCAAACGGUGCUUUCGCAGCGCACUCAGAGUUGCAUCGACGACCUGCGCGACCAGCCCAUCCGGUCCCGCCGGAUGCGAUGUCCUCCAUGUCCUCUCUUGACGAUGUGUCGUCGGCAUCCUCAUCGAUGACGGCAGAGCCGAUAAGUUAACAAGAGUCGUUCCGCCUAUGCCUAUACUGUACUGUUACGAAUGAGUUGCCAUGUCUCCGUCCCCGCAUCCUGCUUUACCGCUCGCUUUGUCCACGCUGACUCUAUCCAGACUACCACGCAUCGUACACAUCACACAGCACAAGGACAUUACUCACUCAACGCACCCUAUACGUGUACCAAUAACCACACACGAACUAUGUUGUAUCAAUUAUACGAUCCGCUGCUCCAAC